Messenger RNA from Toxorhynchites rutilus septentrionalis, 1491 nucleotides. RefSeq lists its product as uncharacterized. Bases 13 to 1395 code for a protein of 460 amino acids. NCBI's taxonomy places the organism in Eukaryota, Metazoa, Arthropoda, Insecta, Diptera, Culicidae. The record is from RefSeq and is a predicted model, not a curated record. The transcript is spliced from 2 exons. Gene Ontology annotation, molecular function: metal ion binding.
UGCGUGUAUGGCAUGAUCAACAAAACGAACAAAACAGAUCAAAUUGUUAGAGUUAAUUAUUGUGAGUUAAGUUAUUUAUCAUACGAAAUGGUUAUUUGCACAUAUUUUCAGAGCAACAAUUGCCGUUUCGGCUCAAAAUGUAACAAAGAUCACAUUGAUUUAUCAACUGUAAUCAAAUCGGAAGUGGAUGCCACACUGAAAGGCAACCAGUGGCCACUCUCCUGCUUCGGCCCAUUCAAAGAGAAUAAAUGCGUGCCCAAUUUCAUCGAAGAUUAUAGCUUUGAAGAGAUAAGAAUGAUGUAUUUGGAUGCUAAAAUGCAAAACAACAUUCCCGCCCAUCAGAUGCAGCUUCUUCAAAUGAUAAAUGAGGCUAAACAAAAAAUGCAGUGGCUGGCGGCUACCAACAGAGAGGCGAUGAGCGUUCUAGUUGAUUUGUAUAACCAACAGGGAGAGUCAUCCGCACCUACCGGACAGUCCAAUCCUUUUGCGGCUCCCGCUGUUGGUAAUGCAACUGUUCCCACUACAAAUAUUUUUGGAAGUGAUAACGCUUCUAGUUCUGCAUUUUCCACCAACCAAUCCGCAAAUAUAUUUGGAGCUGUGCCCAAUCAGCCGGUAGGGAAUAUUUUCGGAAACAGUGCUCCAGGAACGUCUUUGGGUGGAAAUAUAUUCACGAAACCACAGGGCACUACCGGCGGCACAUUCGCUUUGCCUUCUCUGGGCCAACAGCAGAACUCAUCCGGUGUAUUCGCUCCGUCUGUAUUCGGAGCAACAGGAGCCUCUUUAUUUACCCAAAAUCAACCGCAGGCGCAAACGGGCGGCUCUAUUUUCGGUGGGACAGUUUCAUCUUCCUCGAGUAAUCUGUUCGCUCAAUCAUCGCAGCAAUCAAUUUUCGGACAGUCUGCUACAAAUCAAAACAUUUUCGCAGCUGCAACGCAGCAACCUCAGGCAAAUGUUUCACCGUUCAAUCCCACCCCUGCUCCGGCAGCAACCAAUUUGUUCACCAGUACUAAUUUCGGAAAUGCAGUUGUUGCCCAACCUCAGCAAACGGCAUUCUCUCCCUUCGGAGCACAACAAACCCCCGUACCGUUCGGACAAGCUGUCCCACAACAGCAAUCCUCACAAGGACUGUUUGUUCCGACACCACAAGCCGUACCACAACAACAAUCUUCCACUUUGGGUCAGUCGAACUUUGGAAGUUCCCAGCCAUCCACGUUCGGAACAAACGUGGUUCAACAAAGUGGUGGGGCUCUCACACAACCAGCGGUUGCCAGCCAGUCGACAACCUUAUACAGUCGCGUGGAAGAUUUGCGCAAGCAGGAUCUGGAUGCAUUCCAGGCCGACCGGUUUGAGUUGGGUAAAAUACCCAUUGUUCCACCACCUAACGAGUUAUGUUAGUACCAAGAAAGCUAAUAUUUUUGUUCUAUCGAAGAUAAUAAAAAUAAGCCUUGAAAAAUUUGGCACAACUAUUCGGUGUUUUGUUGUAAGACUAUG